CGCUCCGCCACCAACCCUUCCUCUCUUUGCUCUCUUUCCCAGUCUGCUCUCCUUCGCUGGUCGCGAUGUACGGAAGCAUGGACGACGACCCUUUCAUGCGGGGGCGACACUUCGUCUCCGAGAUCGACGGCAUCGGUGCGGCGACGACGGCGGCAGAGGCCGAGGUGGCGCCCUCGAUCGAGGGUAGCACGCCCUUGCAACCGCAGCCGCCGGGGCCGAAUCAGCUCACCCUCUCUUUCCAGGGACAAGUUUACAUCUUCGACUCCGUACAGCCUGAAAGGGUUCAUGCAGUUCUGUUGCUUUUGAAUGGGCAACAAUCACCUGAAUUUGGUGGCAUGGCAGUACCCUCUCAUCAAAAUUAUAGGAGUGUAGAUGAAGCAUCAGGAUCCAAAAAUGGUCAACGGCUUGCUUCUAUUUUGCGGUUUAAGGAGAAGAAGAAGAACCUAUGCUUCAAGAAGAAAGUACUAUAUACUGUUCGAAAGGAAGUUGCUUCUAGGAUGAAGCGUAAUAAGGGUCAGUUUGCAUCAUCCAAGGCAAAUUCUGAGGAAGUGGCAUCAGUCACAUCAAGUUGGGAUCCUGCAAAAAGCAAUGAUCAAGAAGAGAAAGAUCAGCAUGCCUUUUGCCUCAACUGUGGAACCAGUAAAAAUUCUACUCCGAUGAUGCGUCGUGGGCCAGCUGGACCAAAAUCUCUUUGCAAUGCUUGUGGUCUAACGUGGGCAAACAAGCAUUCUUUAAGAAGCCACCUGAAAGUUUCGGCCCCUGGAACCCAAACUAUGAUCCAGGAUGAGCAGGGUGACAAGGACUCGGUGGUCGCAAGCAACAGCUACAUGUUCUCUGCAUCAACAGAUGGCCAUGGUUCUAUUAGUUGAUGGCUGAAGUAGGUUCAGAAAGGGAUCGUCCUCAACAGUUGCAUUCGAUGCCGAGUCAAGGAGGUGAUCAGGGUUGAAAAAUCUGAUCAACUGAUGCCAAAGCUGUUUACUGUAAGGCAUAUGGUGAAAGAUUUGUUUAUCUUUAUACAGAUUUUAGAAGGGAGUCUGCUAAAUGAAUUAGCUUAGUGUUUAGGUUUCCGAUACAGUUAAAAAGAAAGAGCCUACCUCCCACCCAGCUAUGUAUGGCCAUAUAUACAUUUGUAGGGGUUUAUGCUGGUUAGCAAUAGAUCACAGCUGAAGGACUCUUAUGAAUCGAA
Musa acuminata subsp. malaccensis (wild Malaysian banana) is the source of this 1186-nucleotide messenger RNA. RefSeq names its product GATA transcription factor 28. Gene Ontology annotation, molecular function: protein binding; zinc ion binding; sequence-specific DNA binding. Gene Ontology annotation, biological process: regulation of DNA-templated transcription. The record is from RefSeq and is a predicted model, not a curated record. Lineage: Eukaryota; Viridiplantae; Streptophyta; Magnoliopsida; Zingiberales; Musaceae.